Messenger RNA from Meleagris gallopavo (turkey), 322 nucleotides. The record is from RefSeq and is a predicted model, not a curated record. NCBI's taxonomy places the organism in Eukaryota, Metazoa, Chordata, Aves, Galliformes, Phasianidae.
UACCACCCCACACCCAUGGAGGGGGGAUUGUUGCAGGCAGAGCUGAUCAUCACCUUCGAGGCCAUCGGCAUCACGCUGGACACGAGGGAGGUGGUGGUGUGGCUGGAUCUGUCCACGCAGAGCACGCAGGACGACCUGCAGCCCGUGCUGGCCCAGCUGCUGGUGGACUACAGCCUGCAGUCCUCGCUGAGCGUAAUCCCUGCACACCUGCAGUCCCACUUCAGCGGGACGGUGAUGGGCGAAUCGGCCAUGCGCAGUGAGCAGGAUGUGGGCAGCCCUCUGGCCUUCGACUUCCAGGUGAGAUAGGGGACAUCGGUUGGGG